Messenger RNA from Argentina anserina (silverweed cinquefoil), 1799 nucleotides. RefSeq names its product flotillin-like protein 4. The transcript has a single exon. The coding region runs from base 366 to 1796 and encodes 476 amino acids. Gene Ontology annotation, cellular component: plasma membrane; plasma membrane raft. Gene Ontology annotation, biological process: protein localization to plasma membrane. NCBI's taxonomy places the organism in Eukaryota, Viridiplantae, Streptophyta, Magnoliopsida, Rosales, Rosaceae. The record is from RefSeq and is a predicted model, not a curated record.
AAGCCGAGCAAGAACUUGAAAGCCAAACAAAAUAGACAGAUCAGGGAAAUUAGGUGCUGAAACAAGUGGUGGGCACAGUGUAGGAGUCUAGAUCCCGUACGUUGCAUGACAUUGUACGUGAUGAUUAGAUCUAAAAUGGAGUAUUUGGAUAACUUCAAAAUGUCUAAAGUCCCGUUUGAAACAAACCUCGUUUGAUACAGUGAGUCUCAAACUCUUAAUGCAUCUUCUUUGCAGAAAAUCAUAACGCAACUGCAACUCUUCAUUCAAGUCCUGGCCUGUAUAUAUUGGUCUCUCUCAAAAUAUACAAGCUUCGUUUUAACGAUCAGGUCACCUUUGCAGUAAUAUUUCCAUCAGACUCUUAAGUCAUGUAUAGAGUAGCAAGUGCUUCCCAGUAUCUGGUGAUCACGGGCGCCGGAAUCAAGGACUUGAAGAUUGCAAAGAAGGCAUGGCUGCUCCCUGGCCAGUCCUACACAAUCAUCGACCUCUCUCCGGUGAACUACACCUUCGAAGUCCAGGCCAUGAGCGCCGAGAAGCUCCCGUUUGUCCUCCCUGCCGUAUUUACCAUCGGCCCCCGAGCGGACGACAUGGAGGCUAUUGAGAAGUACGCUAGGCUUCUCGCCGGCUGCGACAAGAACUCGAAGAACGUCGAGGAGCUUGUCCAGGGAAUCAUAGAGGGUGAGACUCGUGUCCUUGUGGCCUCAAUGACUAUGGAAGAUGUGUUCAAGGGGACCAAAGAGUUCAAGAAGGAGGUUUUUGACAAGGUUCAGAUCGAGCUCAAUCAGUUCGGGCUUUUCAUUUACAAUGCAAAUGUGAAGCAGCUGGUGGACGUACCUGGACAUGAAUAUUUCAGUUACUUGGGACAGAAGAUUCAGAUGGAGGCUGCCAACCAGGCCAAGGUCGACGUGGCGGAUGCGAAAAUGAAAGGUGCGGUUGGCUCCAAGCUCAGGGAGGGGCAGACAUUGCAAAACGCUGCCAAAAUUGAUGCCGAGACGAAGAUCAUAGCGACUCGGAGGGAAGGGGAGGGGAAGAUGGAGGAGGUUAAGGUGAAGACGGAGGUCAAGGUUUAUGAGAACCAAAGAGAUGCCGAGGUGGCUAAGGCAAAUGCUGAGCUGGCAACGAAGAAGGCAGGGUGGACUAAGGAGGCGCAGGUGGCCGAGGUUGAGGCGCAGAAGGCGGUGGCGAUGAAGGAGGCCCAGUUGCAGAAGCAAGUGGAGACGAUGAAUGCACUGACUAGAACGGAAAAGCUCAAGGCUGAGUAUUUGAGCAAGGCCACGGUCGAGGCUGAAACAAAGGCUCAGGAGGCAAAUUGGAAGCUCUACCAGGAACAAAAGGCAGCGGAUGCAAUUCUUUACCAGAGAGGGAGAGAGGCCGAGGCAACAAAAACAGCCGCAGAGGCGCAAUUCUUUGCUAAGCAAAAGGCUGCUGAUGGAGACUUCUAUGCUAAGAAGAAAGAAGCUGAGGGACUUGUGGAACUUGGAAAAGCGCAAGGUGUUUACAUAAGUACUCUUAUGGACUCGUUGGGUGGCAACUAUGGGGCAAUGAGGGAUUUCUUGAUGAUCAAUGGCGGGAUGUUUCAACAGCUUGCUACGAUCAAUGCCGGGGCGGUGCGUGGACUUCAGCCUAAGAUUAGUAUAUGGACUAAUGGCGGAGAGGCUGUUAGUGGCCGCGACAGCAAUGCGGCUAUGAAGGAGGCGGCCGGAGUUUAUAAAAUGUUGCCGCCGUUGUUCAAGACGGUGCAUGAACAGACAGGCAUGCUGCCUCCAAAUUGGAUGGGGACUUUGCCUGCUGAUGAUUGAUGA